GGGACCUGAGUGAGGCCUUCAUCGUUGCAGACUCCGUGGACAGAGGCCAUAGGUGCAGCUGUGAUGUCAGAGGUGGGAGACUGAUUUGCAUUUUCAGCAGGUGAGACCUGGUUAUUCAUUGGUUGGUGAGGAAAGAGAUGAUAGCCAGGGUGGCGUAAAACGGCAGUGAGCUCAGUAAACAACCCCCUCCCCGUGAUCUUGGUGGCAUCCCGCCCAGCCGUGUGAUCAAGACAGCAAGGAGCAGUCUUUAAGGCAACACGGCAGAGAGGCAGAAAAAGAUGGGCCUUACCGGUUAGUUAAGAAGAAAAGAGGACCUGGUGCCUGUCCCUCUAGCUUUGAACUACAAAGUAGAGGGGAAUUUUAUCUGGAUUUUCCUGCAGAACUGAGGGCAGGACAUGAGGCUCUGCCUGCAGUCAGCAACUUGGAAUAUUCAGACUUCAGACCAGCAUCACAGAUUAUAACCGUCCGUAAAUCACCCGCAGCCCAGCUCCCAUCAAAAGCCAGCCUGCAAGACCCAUGAACACGUGACUCCAGUGUUCCCAACAACAUCUUAAGAUCAAGUUGGUUUGAGCAACGUGAGCAUCUAUUUGGGACAAAGCAAGAACAAUAAGGGUAAAAAAGUGAAAAAAAAAAAAAAGAUCCCUGAGUAAUUGCAAAUGCUGGGACAGUUUACCACUCCAAGGUGAAGAGUCCACACCAACAUGUCUGCCUACUACAGGAAUAACGGGUCUGAGGAAGACCCAGAUUACCCUGGCUAUUCAGGGUCUCAGAACCGUAUGCAGGGGUAUUUGAAAACUCAGGGUCAUCCAGAUGUUCCAAGUCCUCUGAACAAUCCAGACUACCCUGGCCCCAGGAACAAUCCAUACUCUGUAGCCUCCAGAACACGUCCAGACUAUCCAGGGUCUCUAGCAGAACCAAAUUAUCCUGGAUCUCUGAGUAAUCCAGACUAUUCUGGCACCAGAAGCAAUGCAUACUCUGCAGCUUCUAGAACAAGCCCAGACCAUCCUACCUCUCUACCAGAGCCAGAUUAUAGUGAAUUUCAGAGUCAUCCAUACCAGCAAGCAUCAUCCAGACAGCCAGACUACCUUGGAUCUCAACGAAAUCCUGAUUUUGCAGGCUCUAGCAGCAGUGGAAACUAUGCACGCUCCAGAACACAUCCAGAUCAUUUUGACUCCUUAGAACCGGACUACUCUGGAGCUCAGAGCAACUCUGAUCAUCCUGGACCUAGAGCCAAUUUGAACCAUCCAGGCUCCAGAAGGAAUCUAGAACAUACAAGUUUUAGAAUCAAUCCGCACACAGACUCUCUGGGAAAGCCUGAUUACCCAGGCGCUGACAUUCAACCUAACUCUCCACCCUUUUUUGGGGAGCCAGACUAUCCUGGCGCUGAGGACAAUCAGAACUUGCCAAGCACUUGGAGAGAACCUGAUUAUUCAGAUGCUGAGAAUGGUCAUGAUUAUGACUCUUCUGAGACCCCAAAGAUGACCAGGGGGGCACUCAGCAGAACAUCUUCAAUCCAGCCCUCGUUUCAUCACAGGAGUGACGGCCCCUUGGGCAACCUUUGGGGAGAGAAUGAAGAUUACCCUGAAGGCAUUGAAAUGGCAUCCAUGGAGAUGACAAACUCAUAUGGCCACUCUCUGCCGGGUGCUCCUGGAAAUGGCUAUGUGAACCCUGCUUAUGUAGGUGAAAGUGGUCCUGUCCAUGCUUAUGGAAACCCAUCAUUGUCUGAAUAUGAUUGGCACAAGUCACCCCAAGGACAGAAGUUAAUUGCAUCUCUUAUACCCAUGACAUCCAGAGACAGAAUUAAAGCCAUCAGGAACCAGCCAAGGACCAUGGAAGAGAAAAGGAACCUUAGGAAAAUAGUUGACAAAGAAAAAAGCAAACAGACCCAUCGUAUCCUUCAGCUCAAUUGCUGUGUUCAGUGUCUGAACUCCAUUUCACGGGCUUAUCGGAGAUCCAAGAACAGCCUGUCGGAAAUUCUCAGUUCCAUCAGCCUGUGGCAGAAGACGCUGAAGAUCAUUGGAGGCAAGUUUGGAACCAGCGUCCUCUCCUAUUUCAACUUUCUGAGAUGGCUUUUGAAGUUCAACAUUUUCUCAUUCAUCGUGAACUUCAGUUUCAUCAUAAUCCCUCAGUUUACCGUAGCCGAAAAGAACACCCUCCAGUUCACUGGGCUGGAGCUUUUCACUGGGGUGGGUUAUUUUAGGGACACAGUGAUGUACUAUGGCUUUUACACCAAUUCCACCAUCCAGCACGGGAACAGUGGGGCAUCCUACAACAUGCAAUUGGCCUACAUCUUCACGAUUGGAGCGUGCUUGACCACCUGCUUCUUCAGUUUGCUAUUCAGCAUGGCCAAGUACUUCCGGGACAACUUCAUUAACCCCCACAUUUACUCUGGAGGGAUCACUAAGCUGAUCUUUUGCUGGGACUUCACUGUCACUCAUGAAAAAGCUGUGAAGCUAAAACAGAAGAAUCUCAGCACCGAGAUAAGGGAGAACCUGUCAGAGCUCCGUCAGGAGAAUGCCAAGUUGACGUUCAAUCAGCAGCUGACCCGCUUCUCUACCUACGUGAUGGCCUGGAUUGUCUCUACAGGGGUGGCCAUAGCCUGCUGUGCAGCUGUUUAUUACCUGGCUGAGUACAACUUAGAGUUCCUGAAGACGCACAGUAACCCUGGAGCGGUGCUGUUACUGCCUUUUGUUGUGUCCUGCAUUAAUCUGGCCGUGCCGUGCUUCUACUCCAUGUUCAGGCUCAUGGAGAGGUACGAGAUGCCGCGGCACGAAGUCUACAUUCUCCUGAUCCGAAACAUCCUUUUGAAAAUAUCAAUCGUUGGCAUUCUUUGUUACUAUUGGCUCAACAACGUGGCCCUGUCUGGUGAAGAGUGUUGGGAAACUCUCAUUGGCCAGGACAUCUACCGUCUCCUUCUGAUGGAUUUUGUGUUCUCUUUAGCCGAUUCCUUCCUGGGAGAGUUUCUGAGGAGGAUCAUUGGGAUGCAGCUGAUCACAAGUCUUGGCCUUCCGGAGUUUGACAUUGCCAGGAACGUUCUAGAACUGAUCUAUGCACAAACUCUGGUGUGGAUUGGAAUCUUCUUCUGCCCCCUGCUGCCCCUUAUCCAAAUGAUUAUGCUUUUCAUCAUGUUCUACGCCAAAAACAUCAGCCUGAUGAUGAAUUUCCAGCCUCCGAGCAAAGCCUGGCGGGCCUCACAGAUGAUGACUUUCUUCAUCCUCUUGCUCUUUUUCCCAUCCUUCACCGGGGUCUUGUGCACCUUGGCCAUCACCAUCUGGAGAUUGAAGCCUUCAGCUGACUGUGGUCCUUUUCGAGGUCUGCCUUUCUUCAUUCACUCCAUCUACAGCUGGAUCGACACCCUGAGUACACGGCCUGGCUACCUGUGGGUUGUUUGGAUCUAUCAGAACCUCAUUGGAAGCGUGCACUUCUUUUUCAUCCUCACCCUCAUUGUGCUAAUCAUCACCUAUCUUUACUGGCAGAUCACAGAGGGAAGGAAGAUUAUGAUCAGGCUGCUCCAUGAGCAGAUCAUUAAUGAAGGCAAAGAUAAAAUGUUCCUGAUAGAAAAGUUGAUCAAGCUGCAGGAUAUAGAGAAGAAAGCAAACCCCAGCUCACUCGUUCUGGAAAGGAGAGAGGUGGAGCAACAAGACGCUUUGCAUUUGGGGGAACAUGAUAGCAGUCUUGACUUGCGAUUUAGAAGAUCAGUUCAAGAAGGUAAUCCAAGGGCCUGAUGACUGUUUUGGUAACCAGACACCAAUCAAAUAAAGAGAGGAGAUGAAAAUGGAACAAUUUCUUUCAUGCCACCUGUGUCUUUAGGAACUGCCCAGAAGAAAAUCCAAGCCUUUAGCCAGGAGUAGAAACUGACUACAAUGUAAAUAUCAAAGUAAAAUUGGGCAUUCCUUGCUAUUUUUUACACCUGGAUUGCUGAUUUUUCAAGACAAAAUACUUGGGGUUUUCCAAUAAAGAUUGUUGUAAUAUUGAAAUGAGCCCACAAAAACCUAGGAAGAGACAACUAGGGAAUAAUGUAUUUUAUCCUCAGGAAAUGUGUGCAUGAUUGAUUGGUUCUUAGAAAUCUCUCCUGCCAGACUUCCCAGACCUGGCAAAGGUUUAGAAACUGUUGCUAAGAAAAGUGGUCCAUCCUGAAUAAACAUGUAAUCCUCAAGCAGGGAUAUGAAGCCUCUGAAUUGUAGAACCUGCAUUUAUUUGUGACUUAGAACUAAAAACAUCCCCUAUGUCCCAAAGGUGGAAUACAACCAGAGGUCUCAUCUC
Cercocebus atys (sooty mangabey) is the source of this 4263-nucleotide messenger RNA. RefSeq names its product transmembrane channel-like 5 (gene TMC5). Gene Ontology annotation, cellular component: plasma membrane. NCBI's taxonomy places the organism in Eukaryota, Metazoa, Chordata, Mammalia, Primates, Cercopithecidae. The coding region runs from base 702 to 3725 and encodes 1007 amino acids. The transcript has 22 exons. Gene Ontology annotation, molecular function: mechanosensitive monoatomic ion channel activity. The record is from RefSeq and is a predicted model, not a curated record.